AUGGUUAAUAAAUUUAUAUCAGCUGAGCUUCCAAAUAAAGAUACUGAUCCUAUUUUAUAUGACAUAGUUGUGAAAAAUAUGAUACACGGGCCUUGCGGUGACUGGUGUAUGGUAAAUAACAAAUGCUCAAAAAAAUUUCCGAAAGAAUUCCAAAAUGAAACUAUUAUGGAUAAAACUAAAUAUAUUUAUAAAGGACACGAUGCAGCAACAGUAACUAUUGGGAAUGAAAAUGUAUCUACAAAUAUUAUUAACCACGAUGAAGUUAGCAGUUUCAUAGAAACUCGAUAUGUCGGACCUGUUGAAAAAUGUUAUCGAAUUUUUAGCAAACCAUUGCAAAAUAAAAGUCAUGCUAUUGAACGACUACCAAUUCAUUUAUCACAUCAGCAAUACGUAGUAAUUUCAAGUAACGCAGAAAACAUUGUAGACAAUCUGCAUCAUGCGAGUAGUAAGUUACUUGAUUAUUUCAAAUUAAAUAUUGAAAAUAGCACUGCACGUCAGUAUUUAUAUAGUGACAUUCCGUCAUUUUUUACUUAUAAAAAAGAAAAAAUUAAUGGUACUAUGGUAACGAAGUGGGCAAUACGCAAAAAACAUUUUGAUUGCAUCGGACGAAUGUUUUCUGUGAGUCCUACACAACCAGAGCUAUUUCACUUACGAUUAUUAUUAUUGCAUGUAAGAGGACCUACAAGCUUUGAUUCCUUAAAAACAGUAAAUGGUAUAAUUCAACCUUCCUUUACAGCAGCUUGCCUAGAAUUAGGAUUAAUAGAAGACGAUGAAGAAUGGGCUAAAGCGAUGGAGGAAGCAACAAUAUGGAUGAUGCCACGUAGACUUCGACAAUUGUUUGUUCGAAUUUUAAUACAUUGUCAACCUAUACACCCUGAAGAAUUAUGGGAUAAGUUCAACGAUGCAUUGUCGGAAGAUUUUUCGCGAAUGCACGACGUUAUUAGAAGUCAUCAAAUGGCAUAUGCUGAAAUUAAUAAUUUAUUGAAUUAUGAAGGUAAGAGUUUGGCUGACUACCCUACUAUGGAUCAAACAGUAGUUAGUCAUUUAUUAUUAGAAAACAAUAAUGAAUCAUUACAAUCAAAUUAUAGAAAAAUUGGAGAACGUCAAUAUCAGCUAUUGAAUGAACAACAAAAAGAAAUUGUCGACGUUGUUUUGAACUUAGCAAAUGAGACUAAUAAUCAUGAUAAUAAUUUCAAAGUAUCUUCAAUGGCCUUCACUGGAAUUGCAGCAAUAUUACUUCCACAAGGAAAAACAGUACAUAAAACAUUUGGUCUUCCUGUUCCUAUGUACAGUGACUCGUCAAGUAUAACAGCGCAAUCUAAGGAUGGCCUUCUACUAAAAGAAACAAAAGUUUUUAUUUGGGACGAAGCGCCUAUGGCUCCAAGAUAUGCAUUAGAAAUAGUGAAUAGAACGUUACAACAAUUUAUGAACAAUAAUUUACCAUUUGGUGGUAAAGUUAUGGUUUUAGGGGGCGAUUUUAGGCAACUUUUACCAAUUAAAAUCAAUGAAAGUCGUACUGAAACCUAG
Molecule: messenger RNA, 1527 nt
Organism: Phymastichus coffea
Lineage: Eukaryota; Metazoa; Arthropoda; Insecta; Hymenoptera; Eulophidae
Exons: 2
Coding region: 1-1527 (508 amino acids)
Biological process (GO): DNA repair; telomere maintenance
Molecular function (GO): DNA helicase activity
Source: RefSeq, a predicted model, not a curated record